Molecule: messenger RNA, 696 nt
Organism: Emiliania huxleyi CCMP1516
Lineage: Eukaryota; Haptophyta; Isochrysidales; Noelaerhabdaceae
Exons: 2
Coding region: 1-696 (231 amino acids)
Source: RefSeq, a predicted model, not a curated record
AUGCACUUAGUCUUUUCCCUCGUCCUCCCUCUCGCAACGGGGGCGGGGGCAGCGCGCCGCUACGGCUGCACGACGCGGUCCUCCCCCUUCUUCGACAGCCGCGCCCACUUCUCCGAUUCGAUCGCGUGCUCGGCGGUCGGCGCGGCGCGUGCGGAGCGCUUCGGGCAGGCUGGGGGGUCGGUGGCGCGGCGCCUGUCCCACAGCGAGUGCGUAGGGGUGCAUGGCUGCAUGGAUCCCAAGGCGUUCAACUACGACUCGAGCGCCACUUGUCAUGAAAAUAUCUGCGUGGACGAACGGCCGGGCUGCAUGAACUCGACAGCGCUCAACUACAACCCCGAAGCGAAUGUACAUUGUCCUACAGCGAUUGUCCUGGAGGGCUGCCCUUGCGAGCCGGUCCUGGAUGGCUGCAUGUCGCCCCUAGCGUCAAACUACAACUCAAACGCCAACCGGCAAGGGGUCCCGUGCGAGUUUGGCCGCCGCGGCUGCACUGACACGGCCUCCCCCGACUACGACUCGAAUGCCGAGAUCGACGACGGCUCUUGCACGGAGCAUGUCCCCGGCUGCAAGGACGCAAGAGCGCCCAACUUCAUGUGCGAGGGCGGCGGGGCUGGGGGAUCCGAGGGGGCGUUGUCUCACUACUUUUGGCCGUCCCCUGCUCCAACCUCACAUGCCGCUACCUCCCGUACGGCUGCAUGA